Messenger RNA from Cucumis melo (muskmelon), 1937 nucleotides. Its product is annotated as metal tolerance protein C1. The coding region runs from base 224 to 1729 and encodes 501 amino acids. NCBI's taxonomy places the organism in Eukaryota, Viridiplantae, Streptophyta, Magnoliopsida, Cucurbitales, Cucurbitaceae. The record is from RefSeq and is a predicted model, not a curated record. Gene Ontology annotation, biological process: monoatomic cation transport; transmembrane transport. Gene Ontology annotation, cellular component: membrane. The transcript is spliced from 12 exons. Gene Ontology annotation, molecular function: monoatomic cation transmembrane transporter activity.
AAAAAUAAAAAGAAAACAGCAUGAUCGGUGGAGACACGAAGGUUCUGAACAGAGGAACAAGAUUCCAUUUUUCUCACAAAUCUGUACAGAAUCAGUGCUUCUACUCUGUUCCAUUUAGUCUUUGUUUCAUUUCUUCGACUUCCAUUCACAAAAUUGUGAAAUUAAACAUCACAAAGCCUCUGAUCAUCAAAAUCCACCACUUCCCCACCAAAAACCCAUUAAAAUGGGAUACAGAUUCCACCGUCUCAAUCCCAUGCUUCAAUCCUUCUAUUCCAGGAUUUCCCCACCAACCCGCAACGAAUUUCAUUCAAUUCCCUCAUUUCAAUCUCUCAAUCUACAUCCCCAAAUCACAUUACUAGGAAUCUAUGAUGAUCCCAAGAGCAAAAUCUGCAGAAGGUGGCAUUUGGGUCACUCGCACCGCCAUGACGAUGAUCAUCGAUUUGGCCAAGAGGGUGAGAAUAUUUUCAAGUUGGGUCUUGGAGCUGACAUUGGAUUGGCUGUGGGGAAGGCUGUGACGGGCUAUUUAUCAGGAAGCACAGCUAUUAUUGCUGAUGCGGCUCAUUCGGUUUCUGAUGUGGUUCUUAGUGGCGUUGCUUUAUGGUCAUUUAAAGCUGGGAAAGCUCCCAAAGACAAGGAGCAUCCAUAUGGACAUGGUAAAUUUGAGACUCUGGGAGCCCUUGGAAUCUCUACCAUGCUCUUAGCAACUGCUGGUGGCAUUGCUUGGCAUGCUUCUGAACUUUUACUGGGCUUGUUGUCAGCAGCUCCUGAAAUAGUCAAUCAGCCUUUUGGACUUGAAAGUUUGCAUAACCAUAGCCAUAGCCAUGGUGAACAUCAUCAUGGAAUUGACAUGGAUCAUCCUAUUCUAGCGUUGAAUAUGACUAUUAUAUCAAUAUGUAUCAAAGAAGGGCUUUACUGGAUAACGAAACGAGCUGGGGAAAAACAAGGAAGUGGACUCAUGAAAGCAAAUGCAUGGCAUCACCGUGCUGAUGCGAUAUCGUCUGUAGUUGCUCUCAUUGGUGUUGGAGGUUCCAUCCUUGGGGUGAAGUUUCUUGAUCCCUUAGCAGGACUCGUUGUCUCUGGCAUGAUUCUAAAGGCUGGACUUCAAACUGGACACCAGAGCAUCUUGGAAUUAGUGGAUGCUGCAAUCCCAGCAGAUCAAAUUGAUCCUUUCAAACAAACAAUACUGCAAGUUGAGGGUGUCAAGGGCUGCCAUCGGCUAAGAGGAAGGAGAGCUGGCUCUUCUUUGUAUCUUGAUGUGCACAUCGAGGUUGAUCCUUUUUUGAGUGUCAGUGCAGCCCAUUCUAUAGGUGAAAAUGUUCGUCAAAAGAUUCAUACUUCCCAUCCCGAAGUAUCCGAAGUAUUUAUACAUAUAGAUCCCUCCAUAUCACAUUUUCCACCCAAGUUAUCAAACAAGCAGGCAAGUUCAACAGGAACUUCAAAUCAAAGUACAAACUUCCUUCUCACUGAGAAGAACAUUGAAGCAACCGUUUCCGAUAUCAUCCUGUCAAAAUUUCCUGAGAACAUGGUGGUUGAACGAAUUACACCCCACUUGUUGCAAGGCAAGAUCCUCCUCCAAAUCGAGGUCUCGAUGCCUCCCGACUUACUAAUUCGAAAUGCGAUGGAUGUAGCAAAACGAGCAGAAAAUGAGAUCUUGAAAGCAGAUUCUAACAUUGUUCAUGUUAGCAUUCAACUUCGUUUGGGACAUCAAAUUCCACAACUCAGCCACUAAUGACAUACCAAAGGGACAUUCCAUAUUACAUUGUAUACCAAUAUAAUUUAUUCUUACUCAAAUAAAUUUUUGUCACUUAGAUUAAGAGAGAUACCUUUGCCAAUGUUUCAACCAAACAAUAUUCCCACCCAAAUGAUUACAAUUGUAACUUGUAAUUUUGAUGUUCUAGACAAUUGCAAUGCUUAAUUCAUUUGUUGUAUUGUAUUUA